GGAUUCUUUCCGCUCAUUUUUCUGUUAUUGAUUUCCUUCCAAAAUUAGGGUUUAGUUACAAUGGGCUGUGAUUUCCCUCCGCAAUCACCCUCAAAUUUUUCCUGUUAUUAUUCUCCUCCUCCCCUUCUUUCUUUCUCCUUUUCUUUUUUGUUUUUCCCCUCUGCCCAUUGGCCUCUUCGGGCUGGUUGAAACCGUUUUUACGUCGAUUUUCACUGAGCUUGGAGAUUUUGGUCUCCAGGUCCAGUAACUGAUUUACAAGUUAUCCAGUUAUAAUAUGUAGUCAUCAUGGGGACAAAAAUCUCAAAACAAGGGCCUGCAAAGGUCAAAAUCAUGGGUGACAUCAAUGUCCAACAUAAAGUUGUGCAUUACCUCACUAGCUUGUUCUUUGUUCGAUCCCUGGUCUCUAAAAGUCGGAGGAGAAUGAUUGUUGCUGGAUAUGACUUGGAUAUGACAUACAUAACCGAUCGCCUUUUGGCAAUGUCGUAUCCUGCAGAACGAAUGCAAGCCAUGUAUAGGAAUCCGCUAUGGCAGGUGAAAAAUGUGUUAGAUAUGAGACAUCCUGGUCAUUACAAGGUUUACAAUCUUUGUGCAGAAGAAAGCUAUGAUGCAUCUCAUUUUCAUGGGCGUGUAGAGGUUUACCCAUUUGAUGACAACCAUGUUCCACCGUUGAAAAUGAUCAAACUUCUCUGUGAAAGCAUACACUCGUGGCUUUCUCAAGAUCCAGAAAAUGUUGCUGUUAUACAUUGUAUGGCAGGCAAGGGUCGAACAGGCUUAAUGGUAUGUGCUUAUCUUGUUUAUAGUGGCAUGUCAGCUGAUGAAGCUCUUCAACUGUAUGCUGCUAAAAGAACAACUAAUAAUCAAGGGGUCUCAAUACCAAGUCAACGUCGAUAUGUUGGGUAUUGGUCUAGCAUACUGAAAAUCCCUAGGGAAAAUCUAGACGGUCCUCCUGUUGUUGAGCUACCGAAACCAACUACGAGGGAAUUGCGGAGAAUUCGUCUAUAUGACACAGUUAAUACUGACUCAAUCUUCUUCGUGGUAACCAAAUCCUUAGAGGCGGAAGAGGUUCCUGAUCAACUUUACCAGCCAUCAGUAGAAGUUGUUAAAGGUUGUUGUAGACAAGUGAAGCAAGCAUGUCAAAUAACGGAUAGCCCAAGGUAUUACAUGUCAUGCGUUGAUAAUGACAGCGAUCAAAGUAACAAUGGACGAGAGACAACACGAUUUCUUGUGCAAAUGGAUACGGAGCGAUCGUCCAUAUACCAGAAGACUUGUCUAGACUACUAUUUUGAAAAUCCUUUACAAGUAGCAGGAGAUUUGCGAGUUAUUUUCUACGAAAAGAUGUUUGGUGGGCGUCUCUUUUAUACCUGCUUUAACACAGCCUUCAUUGAGAAUAUCUUGUUACAGUUUUCAGUUCGCGAUUUGGAUAAAGUUGGAGGCAAGGGAAGAUCUAUAUGUGGCUCAACCUUUUGCUUGGAAUUAUUAUUUGGGCCUACAAACCCCGUUGAAUAUUAAUCAGCAUAUAUUGUUUCUCUUUUGCUUGUCCUGCAGCUCAAAAUGCAGAAGUUUUGUAUAGUGAGAUUAUGGGAAAUUCUUUUUACAAGGAUUGGAUUAACUUUUAGUGUAUACAUACAUUGAUGGCUCUAGUUGCAAGAUGAAUAUACAUUGCCGUGGAUAUACUGAAAACUAAUAUUUUGUUUGUAAUUGUAAGAUGCAUAUACAUCAUU
Messenger RNA from Asparagus officinalis (garden asparagus), 1721 nucleotides. Its product is annotated as phosphatidylinositol 3,4,5-trisphosphate 3-phosphatase and protein-tyrosine-phosphatase PTEN1. Gene Ontology annotation, cellular component: cytosol. The coding region runs from base 286 to 1509 and encodes 407 amino acids. The record is from RefSeq and is a predicted model, not a curated record. Gene Ontology annotation, molecular function: phosphatidylinositol-3,4,5-trisphosphate 3-phosphatase activity; protein tyrosine phosphatase activity. Lineage: Eukaryota; Viridiplantae; Streptophyta; Magnoliopsida; Asparagales; Asparagaceae. The transcript has 8 exons. Gene Ontology annotation, biological process: phosphatidylinositol dephosphorylation.